GCGCCGCCCGGCUCGGCCCUCUCGCUCCGCACCCGCAGCUGCCCGCGUCCGCGCGUCCUCCCGCACCAUGUCGGUGGCCGGGCUGAAGAAGCAGUUCCACAAAGCCACGCAGAAAGUGAGUGAGAAGGUCGGAGGAGCAGAAGGAACCAAGCUAGAUGAUGACUUCAAGGAGAUGGAGCGGAAAGUGGACGUCACCAGCAGGGCUGUGAUGGAAAUAAUGACGAAAACAAUUGAAUACCUUCAACCCAAUCCAGCGUCCAGGGCUAAGCUCAGCAUGAUCAACACCAUGUCAAAAAUCCGUGGCCAGGAGAAGGGGCCAGGCUACCCUCAGGCAGAAGCACUGCUGGCAGAGGCCAUGCUCAAGUUUGGAAGAGAGCUGGGAGAUGAUUGCAACUUCGGUCCAGCACUUGGAGAGGUAGGGGAAGCCAUGAGGGAACUCUCAGAGGUGAAAGACUCUUUGGACAUGGAAGUGAAGCAGAAUUUCAUUGACCCACUUCAGAAUCUUCAUGACAAAGAUCUGAGGGAGAUUCAGCACCAUCUAAAGAAGUUGGAAGGGAGGCGCCUGGACUUUGAUUAUAAGAAGAAACGGCAAGGCAAGAUCCCAGAUGAAGAACUCCGUCAAGCUCUGGAGAAAUUUGAUGAGUCUAAAGAAAUUGCUGAGUCAAGCAUGUUCAACCUCUUGGAGAUGGAUAUUGAACAAGUGAGCCAGCUCUCCGCGCUUGUGCAAGCCCAGCUGGAAUACCACAAACAGGCAGUGCAGAUUCUGCAGCAGGUCACUGUCAGGCUGGAGGAAAGAAUAAGACAAGCUUCCUCUCAGCCUAGAAGAGAAUAUCAGCCUAAGCCACGAAUGAGCCUGGAGUUUUCUACUGGAGACAGUACUCAGCCCAAUGGAGGUCUCUCCCACACGGGCACACCCAAACCUUCAGGAGUCCAAAUGGAUCAGCCCUGCUGCCGAGCUCUGUACGACUUUGAACCUGAAAACGAAGGAGAGCUGGGUUUUAAGGAGGGCGAUAUCAUCACACUCACUAAUCAGAUUGAUGAAAACUGGUAUGAAGGAAUGCUUCACGGCCACUCGGGCUUCUUCCCCAUUAAUUAUGUAGAAAUUCUGGUUGCCCUGCCCCAUUAGGAUGUUACGCUGGCUGGCUCACUUCCUUUUGACCCAGAUAGUUCAGUUUAACCACUGCUUUGGUAAUGCUGCUUACAAUACAUCUCAAAUGCAGGCCGCAGUGGACCACGUCAUCGAGCCCACCAGUGUUUGGGUUGACUUGUGUGAUCCCACAGGAGUCAUGGUGAUGGAUGGUAUCUUCUGAGCCCAGUGGGGCAUGGCAUGUGCUUUUAAAUACCAUCUGAGACUAGCCAGUAGUCACAGAACUGCUGUUUACACGGUUCUCAGGAGGCCAUGGUUUCUUGAAAUUAUGACCAUGAGCCACAUCACGGAAAAACCAUCCUACUGAAGAUAUUGUCUAUCACCCAGGGGCCAUCUCCGCACCCCAGGUUCCCCAUUUACAGAGGAGCAAGUUCUUGCUUUCACAUUGUCCCUUCCCAAAUAUGUGAGUCACAGAAUUGUCAAAAAGACAAGCCUCCCUCACCAGCAAAUUGUCUUCUGGUCUAAGUGAGUUAUUCUCUUGAUGCCAGCAGUAGAAACAUAUUGAUUGUGGGUUCAAGGCAUUCUCUGAAAAUGGCCACCUUUGUUCACCUCACUUUAGCCUGUUCCUGAGGCACAGCUAGUUUUCUUCCCACCCUGCUGUUACAGCCCUCCAAGGGAUUCUUGUUUAUUUCCGGAUGAGACCGUGAGCAAUCAGCAUAUUGUGGAAGGGGCAGAAAAGAGAAAAUUCUCCAUGAGGGAGAAUGGGGAAGAGAUCUGGUUUCCAAGCUUAAACUCUUACUGUACAGAGCCAUGUAUAUAUUUAGACUAUUUCUGAAUGGUACAAGGAAUGGGGGAACAGCUAACUAUCUUCUCUUCAUUUCUGUUUAUGAAUUAACACGUUUUAUGAAUCCAUUUGGCACAGAGACAUAAAGAGAAAAAUCACUAGUAACCAUUUCCCCACUACUUCAGAGGGCAGGAACAGUAAAUGUCUCUUUUCUCCACUGUCACCUUGUGUUCCUUGGACAUCAUUUGUGCAUAUUCUGCCCUCAAUGAGGACCAAAUAAAGAUGAUCUUUGUGCUUA
Messenger RNA from Dipodomys spectabilis (banner-tailed kangaroo rat), 2169 nucleotides. RefSeq names its product SH3 domain containing GRB2 like 2, endophilin A1 (gene Sh3gl2). Gene Ontology annotation, cellular component: cytoplasm; glutamatergic synapse; presynapse. Gene Ontology annotation, biological process: synaptic vesicle uncoating. Gene Ontology annotation, molecular function: protein binding. The transcript has 9 exons. The coding region runs from base 68 to 1126 and encodes 352 amino acids. NCBI's taxonomy places the organism in Eukaryota, Metazoa, Chordata, Mammalia, Rodentia, Heteromyidae. The record is from RefSeq and is a predicted model, not a curated record.